AUGCCCUGUUUAUUCAGCGGGAAUUAUUUAAGCCGUGUUUGGUAUUAUUGUGAGUCAGAGACAAGCCUAAAUAAGCUUCGAGCUAUGCUUGCAGAAACUCGUCACCAACACUGGAGUUCGCCUGACAGGAAUCUAACACUCGACUGUCAAAGAGAUCGUACUGUGGAGUAUGGACAGCAACCUGCAUCCAGCCCAAAAAGUAACUUCUUGGGCUUUGAGGUGGACGUCGAGCUCAUCUGGAACAACUGGGACCCGGGGAGAGAGUUCACCAAGACCUUGAUCAUAAAGAACACACAAACAAAACUGCAGAGAACACUAUUCAGGCCUCCUCUUUCAAAGUAUUUCACAUCCUUGGCUCGUCAGAAAAUUGUUGUCCGUCCAGGAUCGUCUUUCUCAGUACCAAUAACUUUUAAACCACUCGAUAGGUGUAACUAUGAAGACACUGUUGAGUUUCAAAGCGGAUUUGGCAGCUUCCAAGUCACGCUCCGAGCCCCAGCGCCUUGUCACGCCCUCAAAGUGCCAGAGAGUGUGCUGAUGCCACUCUGUGCUGCCCAUCACUCCACACAGACCACGUUUGUGUUAAAAAACAUCAGUAAGCUCACCACUUUCUUCCAUUGGGAGUAUUCACAACCAUUCACGCUGAGUCCAAAUGAAGGAAAGUUAAAGCCGGGUCAUGGACUGGACAUCUCUGUGACCUUCCACCCUCAGGAAGCUGUGGUCCAUCAGCAGAGUGUCUCCUGCAGGUUUGGGAAUCAGGCGGACAACUUAGAGCGCUGCUGCAGCCUUCUGCUUCAAGGACAAGCCAAGCACCCUUACCUUGAAUUUAAAGCUCACACAAACCAAAAAAAGGGACUCGAUCAUGUCCCAGUGUUGGAUUUUGGUGGUGCUGCAGUUGGCCACACUUUGCAUAGUCACUUUGAGAUUUAUAACCCUUGUCCUGUUCCCGUCUGUUUCACUCUUUCCAGAUUGCCCGGUGGUAUUCCCCUGUUGGGCUCAGUUUUCCGGUGCGACGUGACCAGUGCCGAGGUGGCUCCCGAAGCUGUAUUUCAGUGGGAUGUGGACUGCAGCGGCCUCAGUGUGUUUUCUAUCCAACCAGCAGAGGGCACUAUACCGCCACAAAGCCACAUCUCAUUGACUGUUGUAUAUAAACCCACACAAACUAGUAUUCACUACAGGAGAGUGGCCUGUCUCAUUCUACACAUGGAGCCAGUAUUCAUUAACCUUGUUGGUAACUGUCCCAUUGAGAAGCCAUUUCAACAGUUACUGGAAUCAAGCAAAGUUCAUAAGCAUUCCUUUCAUACCGCUGCAACACCAAACGCUGAGUAUUUCCUGUCGUGUCUCGGUGGCAAAGAUCCACCCUGUUCACCCCCUCUUCUGUCCGUCACACCAAACACUCUCGCUUUCAACCAGAAAGUCUUCUCUCUCCCUGAAAACCUAUCAUCUCAAAAGGCCCUGACGAUUACCAGUCACAGCAAACUCAAACUCAGACUGGAGUGGACAGCGGCGGCAGGUUCUUCCUUCUCCGUAUCGCCUUUGUUCUGUGAGCUUCCGCCGCGUCAGUCCACUUCCUUUAGAGUAAAGUAUCAUCCAAAGCAGCUGAACGCUUUGCAUGGAGCACAACUGGAGUGUUUUGCAUACCCCAUGGAGAACGAUGAGGGCAAUAGAAGAAGCGUACUGCCCUCCUGUGUGACUGUGAAAGUGGUGGGACAUUCGUAUGAACCCGGAAGAAAGCACAGUGUACCUCGAUGUUCACUCCAGCCCUGUCUUGUGGAAUUCCCGCCCGUAAACAUGGCUUCACAGCGCUCAGUUCUCCUCGUGAAUACAGGAGACCUCCCUCUCACCUUCGAUUUGAACUCAGAGCUGGACCAGGCUCUGGCUCAGGCCGCCUCUCUGGUUGUGGUCCCCAGCUGUGGUCUGGUCCCACCACAGUCUCAUCAAAUCCUCUCCCUCAGAACCAUCCCCACUGAAGACAGCCCCGAAGAAGGCCUCACAGUGCAACUGCAUUUCAACGCCUCAAAAUACACACAGAUCAUAGACGUCUGUGGAGAGGGCAGUUUGUCUCAUUGUAGCACCAAGGAGUUGUGGAGACUUCUGUCACUGAAAGAUCUGAACGAGUCGCUGCAGUUCAGCCCCUGUCCUGCAGAACUGACCUACAGCACUCCCACCAGGCACAGGUCAGACACUUCAAGUAGGCGCAAGACGCAACCGAGGCGACACAGCCCUGCAAGACGCAAAGGCCAGGCCACUGUCAUGAAAAAUAAAGACGGGCAGCCCAUUCUGCCAACGCAGGACAUCGUUGCCCAGAACCCGGUGUCCCAUCCCAACCUGCAAGACGCAAGGUUAUGGGUAACCUCACUGGGGUUGCGCGGCACCCAGCACACGUUCCCCAAAGGACGUGCCUGUUGCUAA
Knipowitschia caucasica is the source of this 2409-nucleotide messenger RNA. The record is from the annotation of a GenBank genome assembly. Lineage: Eukaryota; Metazoa; Chordata; Actinopteri; Gobiiformes; Gobiidae.